GCGCGCCAUGCCUCUCUCGUCCUCAGAGCUCAUUUAUCAAGAGCGCAUGAGCCAGUCACGACGCAUGGAGGCCCCGAUGGACCCAUACUGGGACCACUUUGACGAGCAUGAGCCCGGGCCCGAGGACUUUGAGUCGGUCGAGACGCGGCUCCUCGCCAAGUACGACAAGACGAGCGAAGCGUCGCCGAACGCCGCGCAGAUUGACGAGCCGUUUGACGAAUUGACGCUCAAGGAGCGGUCGUCGCUCGAGACGCUCACGAGCCGCCUAUUUCUCAUGAAUCACGUGCCGCAAGACCAGUGGGUUCUGCUCGCGGACAAGAAGCGCGACGACGCUGCCGCGCACAAGGCAGCGACCGCCAACAAGUGCAUUGGGAUUGCGACCCUCCUCUCGUCCUUCGCGUCGGUCUCGUCGCUCGGCAUUGCGUUCGACCUCGAGAAGGACGUCUCGCCCGUGCUCAAGCUCUUUUGGAAGGUCAGCGGCAGCGCCAUGGUCCUCGCGCUCAUCGUUCUAGUGCAAUCGCUCGUCCAGCGCGGCACGUGGCUGCACAUGGAACAACCGAGAGACACGGCGCGCCGGAUUCUGAUUUGCGCGGCGGGCUUCACGCUCUGGAACUCGUCGUUCAACUGGGCGCUCGCACACACAUCGAUCGCCCACGUGUACGUGCUCAACAACUGCCACUCGCUCCUUCUUGUGAUCUACCGAGCGCUCUGCGGCGACGUCGUGGCGUUUGCCGAAGGUUUUGGGACGCUUGUGGGUAUUGCCGGCAGCAUUGUGACGGCGAUGGACUCGACGGGCGCGCCGCUCGCCAACUCGGACAUUGUCGGGCCGAGCCUGCUUGGCGAUGCCGGCGCGUUCCUCGGCGCGAUCGGAGCUGUCGUGUACCUCGUGCAGGCCAAAGUCAUCAGCGAGCGCAUGCCGUUCAUGCUCUUUAUGCUCUGCCAUUCGACCGUCGUGUGUCUCCUCCUCCUCCCGACGAUGUGGUGCCUUGGCGAGACCUACGAGUUCUCGCACGACGCGUCAAUCGGUCUCUUCGGCUGGGCGAAUUGGCAACUCGACCGGCUUCCAAUUGAGUUUUACCUCGUCGCCGUCUGCGACUUUGGCGGGCGCAUGGGUUUCAUCCGCGUCCUCGCGUACUUUGACCCGCUCGUCGUGUCGAUCACGAUGCUAUUGCAACCGAUUUUGGCCGCGCUAUUUGGCGUCGCCGCGGGUGUUGCGACUGUCCCAGGCGCCGUCACGUGCCUCGGCAGCGGCAUUGUCAUUGCCGGCACAAUCCUCGUCGUCACGGCGGCCGGACCGCCAGCACCGCGCAAACAGCUACCACUGGCAAAUCCACGACGCACCAUGUAUGGUACUGUGUAGAGAUAGAUGCUUUAGAAAAGACAUCCUUAAGUAUAAACCCCUUUCAUGACGUGAACGUACUCGCGACGGCCCAAGGAGCCUCAUAGGCGCGUUAACGUUUUAACAAGAUUGGGUGCAAACCA
Saprolegnia diclina VS20 is the source of this 1482-nucleotide messenger RNA. RefSeq lists its product as hypothetical. Bases 8 to 1360 code for a protein of 450 amino acids. The transcript has a single exon. NCBI's taxonomy places the organism in Eukaryota, Oomycota, Saprolegniomycetes, Saprolegniales, Saprolegniaceae. The record is from RefSeq and is a predicted model, not a curated record.